AAAAUGUUCUUUCCGUCCAAACCAAAUAAAUGAGCUAAGUUGCCUACACAACUAACAUAGAAAAGAAAAGAUGUCUCUAUUUGAGAAAGUAGAGGCUGAAGUAGAGAUUAAGGCUUCAGCAAAUAGGUUUCACGAGGUUAAUAGCAAGAGACUAGCUGAGGUACCGAAACUUAGCCCUAACUUUUUACAGAGUGUUGAUUUGGUUGAAGGAGAAUGGGGACAAGAGGGCUCUGUCAUGUGCUGGUAUUUUCUCUUCGAUGGGAAAGCUGUAAUGUCUAAGGAGGUAAUCGAAACCAUUGAUGACAAAAACCUUUUAGUCACUUUCAAGGCGAUUGGAGGAAUACUCAAGGAGAUGUAUAAGAGUUUCAAAUUCAUUAUUCAAGCCACUCCAAAGGGUGAGGGGUGCUUGGUCCACUGGACUUUGGAAUAUGAGAAACUGAAUGCCGAUGACCCUGACGCAAACACAAUGCUUCAGUUCGCAAUUGGUCAGACCAAAGAUAUUGAUGCUCAUCUUGCCCUCGAAUAGCUUGGCAGAAAGAUUACAGCUUGAUGCGUAUUAAUAAGCACAAUGUAUUUGUGUAAAAUAAAAUUUCUGGGAGCUUUAAAGACUUCUUAUAAAUAGAGCUUCCAAUAUUGCCUGCUGUAUCAUGUUGUUAAUAAAAACUUAACAGUUUAAUUGUUGUGAAAA
Quercus lobata is the source of this 688-nucleotide messenger RNA. RefSeq names its product MLP-like protein 43. The transcript has 2 exons. The record is from RefSeq and is a predicted model, not a curated record. Lineage: Eukaryota; Viridiplantae; Streptophyta; Magnoliopsida; Fagales; Fagaceae. Gene Ontology annotation, biological process: defense response. The coding region runs from base 71 to 526 and encodes 151 amino acids.